Molecule: messenger RNA, 693 nt
Organism: Camellia sinensis
Lineage: Eukaryota; Viridiplantae; Streptophyta; Magnoliopsida; Ericales; Theaceae
Source: RefSeq, a predicted model, not a curated record
AUGGUGGAGUUAUUGACAGAAUCUUUAAGACGACAACCAAGACAGCCAUUUCGACCUCCUUCUCCACCCUCAAUCUUGGUUGAGCCAUCUAACAACGGUGACAUUAUUACUUUGACGCAGAAGUUUAACAAAAUGAAACCACUUAUCUUUCGAGGGAGCCUUGAACCGUUGAAGGCUGAAGCAUGGGUCUUAGAGAUUGAGAAGUUGUUUGAAUGUGUAAAAGACCGCAAAGUAGCAGAGUUUGAGCAACUAAAGCAAGGUACUAUGUCGGUAACAGAGUACGAAGCUAAAUUCACCGAGCUUGCACGGUAUGCACCACAUAUGGUAGACACCAAUUAUAAGAAGGCUAAAAAAUUUGAAGGUGGCCUGGAUGUUGAGGUCCUUGACCGGAUUAAUGUACUCAAGUUGGUAAAAUAUGUUGAUGUCUUGGAUAGAGCCAUUAUGGCUGAGGCGAACAUUGUUGGACUAAAACAAGCAAAGACACCGGUGAAUGAAUGGAAUGGUAAGAAACAGGGAUUCAAUUUUAAGAAGGGUCAAAAUAACUCCAACAAUUCACAAAAUAAAAGGCAGAAUACGGGAUCAUCAAAUAGCUCUAGCCAAGAGAACGAUACAUCUAUCUGCCCGAAAUGUAGAAAACGACAUAGGGGAGUUUGCCACAGAAUUUCUAGUGCAUGUUUCCGGUGUGGGAAAUAA